UGCGCAGCGUCCCACCAAUCAGAGGCCGACACGGACUCCCGUUGACUUACAAUAGGCCAGGGUGGGAGAGGGGUAACGGCGAUGCGACUUAUUAUAAAAGAAGCGAUAACAGAAAAUCUGAAGUUAAAUAAACCACGCGAAGGUGUUUAUAUAGGAAUAAAAAAAAAAAAACAAGAACGCUGAAAUCUGUUGAAACCGAAGCGAACGUUAAAAACUGUUUUCAUUUGCAUUCGUGGCUGGCUGCUGCGUGUUGGUACAGUCCGACAAGCGGCGCUUUCAUUGCAAAGAGGGGAGCGCGGUUCAUGAAAACAUCAAACAAACAGAGAAGAGCGGGGAAUUCAUUUUAUACACCGAGAGGAAAAAAAACAACAGUUUUUAUUUAGCCAUAUUCAAACUGAGGCCGUAGGUUAAAAACGUAAGGAUUCAUUUAAUACAUAUUUUGUAUGCAGCGUUGGUUCGUCCCAUACCGGAAGUGAGGUGUCCUUCCAGGAUCUGUGGCGUGAAAAUAAACUGGUGGAAGACGGAAAGGGAGAGAAAACCCAGUGAAACCAGUACAAACUAACGGGACUGGAGCAUCUGAACCAGUCACACGUGUGUUUACCAGUGAUCCAGGGACGACUAGGAGGUGAGCUGACCGGGGAGAGGGGCCUGCAGCGGGCUGGAAAAUCGCUUUCCCCCUUGUGCGUUGCUGUGCCAUGGUUCGAGCCAUGGUGGUCACAGCCACGAGCCUGGCUCUCACCACAGCCGUGGUCGCCCACGCCUACUACCUGAAGCACCAGUUCUACCCCACCGUGGUGUACCUCACCAAGUCCAGCCCCAGCAUGGCAGUGCUGUAUAUCCAGGCCUUUGUGCUCGUCUUCCUGCUUGGGAAGUUCAUGCGCAAAGUCUUCUUCGGACAGCUCCGCGCUGCUGAGAUGGAGCACCUGAUUGAGCGUUCCUGGUACGCAGUGACAGAGACCUGUCUUGCCUUCACGGUGUUCAGGGACGAUUUCUCUCCUCGCUUCGUGGGGCUCUUCACCCUCCUCCUCUUCCUCAAGUGCUUCCACUGGCUGGCGGAGGACCGCGUCGACUUUAUGGAGAGGAGCCCAAACAUCUCCUUCCUGUUCCAUUUCAGGGUUGUCACUCUGAUGGCCCUGCUGGCCACGCUGGACUUUGUGUUUGUGACUCACGCCUGUCACAGCAUCAUGACUCGAGGAGCCUCGGUGCAGCUCGUCUUCGGGUUCGAGUAUGCUAUCCUGAUGACGAUGGUACUGACGACCUUCAUCAAAUACUUCCUGCAUACCCUCGACCUGCAGAAUGACAACCCGUGGGAGAACAAGGCCGUGUACAUGCUGUACACUGAGCUGUUCACAGGGUUCAUCAAGGUGCUUCUCUACAUGGCCUUCAUGACCAUCAUGAUCAAGGUGCACACCUUCCCUCUCUUCGCUAUCCGGCCCAUGUACCUGGCCAUGAGGCAGUUCAAGAAAGCCGUGACGGACGCGGUCAUGUCAAGAAGAGCCAUCCGCAACAUGAACACGCUGUACCCGGACGCCACGCCGGAGGAGCUGCAGGCCACGGAUAACGUGUGCAUCAUCUGCAGGGAGGAGAUGGUGACGGGAGCCAAGAGGCUGCCCUGCAACCACAUCUUCCACAGCAGUUGCCUGCGUUCCUGGUUCCAGCGCCAGCAGACCUGCCCCACGUGUCGGAUGGACGUGCUUCGUGCCGCGCUGCCCAAUCAGACGCAGGCUCCACCCCCUGCGCAGCAGCCAGCCCCUCCCCCUCCCCAGCACCAACCGGCACCCCCGCCAGCCAACAUGCCUCAGGGAAUGAUGCCUCCCUUCCCUCCUGGGAUGUUUCCUUUCUGGGGACCGUUCCCUGCCGCGGCCCCCCCUGCAGGGCCCCCCAACGCAGCGCAGACCCCCCCUGAGACCACCCAGCCUUCCGGAGCAGCUCCCGCUGGUCCCAGUACCUCUCGGCCCGGCCAGACUGGGCAGGAGGCUCCUCCCAGCGGUGCUAUCCCAGCAUUCCCCUUCUCCUUCCCUCCUCCCUUCCCAUCAGCCCCCUGGAUGGGCAUGCCGCCGCCUCCCCCCUUCGGGAUGCCCUCCGUGCCGCUGCCCCCUGCUGGUUUCUCCGGUCUCUCGGAGGCAGAGCUGAGGUUGAUGGAGGGUCACGAGCGCAGGAACCUGGAGGCACGUCUGCAGACUCUUCAGAACAUCCACACCCUGCUGGACGCGGCCAUGCUGCAGAUCAACCAGUACCUGAGCGUGCUGGCCAGCAUGGGCCCCCCCAGGCCUGCCCCCCCCAGCACAGACCCAGCCGAGGGGUCUGACCGCGAGACAUCGCCCCCUGCAGGAGCCUCCGGGAACACGGCAGAGACCCCACACGUGGAGAGCGGCGGGGAGCUGGAAGGGGCUGUGGGGUUCUCCCCCCCUCCUCCCGACUCCACCACUGUGGGAGAGGAGGAGGAGGAAGGGGAGGAGGAGGAGGGGGUGCCGAGCACAGCCGAGCUGCGAAGGAGACGACUGUGCAAACUGGAGACCACGGCGCCCCCUGCUGAACACUGACACCUACUGCAGAACAGCCCUCACUCUCGCUCUCACUCUCACUCUCUCUGUCUCUCUCCGGCAACCCCGAAUUCAGAGCUUUUCAAUCCCAAUUCUACAGAUAAAACUUUUUUAGUCAGUAAAGCAGACAGAUGUGGGUUUUUUUUUUCAGUUUCUUGGGUUCAGGAUCUCAAAGCCGCUUGUUCCAGUCUGAACUUGGCUCUCUGGGGCUUCAGAAGAAAUAUCAGACAGACUCUGAUAUACUGAGGGUUCGAAAAACACUCUCUGGAAACUGUGGAGAGGAGAGCUGAGGGGGAGAGAGAAAUAGAGGGAGGAGGAGGGAGAGAGAAAGGAGGUUAAGACGAGGGUGGGAUAGAAAUAUGAGGGGGGGUGAGGGAGGGGGGGGUAAGGAAUAUGAAUUAGUAGGAGAGAGAGGAAAGGGGAGUGUGUCUGCCCCCCCCCUUCAUGUUACAAGGGGUCUGGGGCAGGUGGGAUCACCUCCCCCCCCCCCCCCCCCCCCCCCAGUUGAUAUUUUUGUGUUCUAUAUUUUUGGGGGAGUGAUUUAAUUUCUGAAUUUGCAUUUUGAACACUUUUUUUUUUUUUUUUUGGAGUUUAGUUUGAAUUAAAGAAAGUGGAAAGGGGGGGGGGGGUCUGAUUUAUUUAAUUUGUAAAUAUUGUAUAAAAAGUUUUAAUAGAAGGAACUGUAUAUACUGCAGAAUAAACCUUGCAUUCAAUCAAACGAGUGAAUUGUCUUCAAGAUGCAGAAUAGUCUCUGAAUCCCAUCCCUCGCGAUUACACCGCAGCGUUACUAAUAGACUGGUCUCUGAAUCCCGUCCCUCGCGAUUACAGCGCAGCGUUACUAACAGACUGGUCUCUGAAUCCCGUCCCUCGCG
Acipenser ruthenus (sterlet) is the source of this 3415-nucleotide messenger RNA. RefSeq names its product E3 ubiquitin-protein ligase synoviolin-like. NCBI's taxonomy places the organism in Eukaryota, Metazoa, Chordata, Actinopteri, Acipenseriformes, Acipenseridae. Bases 696 to 2543 code for a protein of 615 amino acids. The record is from RefSeq and is a predicted model, not a curated record. Gene Ontology annotation, cellular component: cytoplasm. The transcript has 16 exons.